Messenger RNA from Penicillium argentinense, 1245 nucleotides. RefSeq lists its product as uncharacterized. The coding region runs from base 1 to 1245 and encodes 414 amino acids. The transcript has 4 exons. The record is from RefSeq and is a predicted model, not a curated record. Lineage: Eukaryota; Fungi; Ascomycota; Eurotiomycetes; Eurotiales; Aspergillaceae.
AUGGCUCCUGCCAACGCCACCUCACCCGACCUCAAGCUCAAGAAGCCCACCGACCGAGUUUCCAAGCCUGAUCUGGAGAGCCCCGUCUCAGAGACCGGCGCUUCAGAGCCUGCUUUUCUGAAGGAGUUGCAGAAGAACCUUCGCAAUGCGACAAAGAAGCUGAAUGCCACCGCGAAAGUCGACACCAUCCUCAAGGAGAACGAGGGCAAAUCGCUCGAUGAACUCGUGGCGGAGAAGAAGAUCAACACCGACCAAAAGGCACAAGUCUUGAAGAAGCCUGCCCUGGAGUCCCAGAUCGCACAGAUCCAGCAGCAGAUCGGACAAUACAGGGAAAUUGCCAACCAGUACGAGCAACAGCUGGCCAAGCAGAAGGCGGCCGCCGAGGAAGCUCACCAGAAGGAGCUCGAGUCCGUGCGGGCCAAUGCUAUCGCCGAUGCCACCGCAACCACUGCAAAGACUCUGCGUCAGCAAUUGCUGUCUGUGAGCAAGUUCCUGUGUGCCGCGGCCAACAGCCGGCGCGACGGUGAUGCCGAGUCUCUGGAGGCCCGAGCCUUUGAGGGCGUUCUGUUCCAGGUCUACGCAGGCAACCAGGAGGCCGUUAGCAAUAUGAUCAAGCUGAUUGAUGGCGCGGAUGAGAGGGUGGUGGGCGUUGAGGGCGAGGUCCUCGAGAUGAGCUACGGAGAUGUGAAGCAGGCUUCCAACAAAUUCGCACCCGUCGAGCCCGCCGAACUCACAACCGACACCGCCCCUGCUUCGGAUCCGACUCUCGCCAAUGCCGGCUUGAAUGAGCUUCAGGACACCUCUGUUGGUGCCGAGGCCGCGGCCGCUCAGGCUUCGACCGACGAGACCCCCGACCAAGUCGCGCCUCCCUCUCAGACCCUGACUGCCGGUGCCGCGAACUCGGUUGCCGAAACUACCUACGAUCCUACUUCUAUGACCUCCUCCACUACCACCGACGGCUGGGUGAACAUCCCUCGUGACCCUGCUGAGACCGACACUGGCCUGCAGGCCACUCCGGCCAACAUCAAGAACACCGCCGAGGCUUCUGGGGCCAAGGCCCAGACCGGCGGACAGAACCGCAACCGAAACCGCAACCGUAAUCACAAUGGCCGCGAGCGCGCUCAGGGCGAGAGCAACAGUGGCGGACGCGAGGGUAACCGUGGAAGCCGAGGCCGCGGCCGCGGUGGACGUGGUCGCGGACGCGGCGGUGCCAAUGCCUCUGCCCCUGCUUCAGGCGAGCAGUAA